Messenger RNA from Archocentrus centrarchus (flier cichlid), 4585 nucleotides. It is a transcript of the gene adam17b, whose product is annotated as ADAM metallopeptidase domain 17b. Gene Ontology annotation, molecular function: metalloendopeptidase activity. NCBI's taxonomy places the organism in Eukaryota, Metazoa, Chordata, Actinopteri, Cichliformes, Cichlidae. Bases 257 to 2761 code for a protein of 834 amino acids. The record is from RefSeq and is a predicted model, not a curated record. Gene Ontology annotation, biological process: Notch signaling pathway; membrane protein ectodomain proteolysis. Gene Ontology annotation, cellular component: plasma membrane. The transcript is spliced from 18 exons.
CCCUACCUCCUCGGCUCUCGGUAGCUUCACUCCCCGCUCUCGGUCUUCCUGGUUCGGCGGAGUGGGGGCGUUUUUUUUAUGUCCGUUUCUAAACACAACAAAGAGUCGCGCGGAGGGGGAUUUAUUGAGGUCAGUCCGGAGAUGAGCUUUAGAGCCGAGGUUCGGGCCUGAGUCGCGGGGGGAGACUUAAAUCUGCUGCUCAGAGGCUGAAGCGAGCGGCGGAAGGUCUUCAUUCAGUCUGUCCUCCGGGCUCAACAUGCGGCUGCUUUUCACCUUUUUAGCUUCUUUCAUCGCUCUAACAGGGGCCGCUGCCCCCCCGGACACGACGGGGCAGGACUUCACGUCUCUCAGGUCGAUGCUGGAGGACUUCGACGUGCUGUCUCUCUCCAGCCUGCAGACGCACUCCGUCCGCCGCCGUGACAUCCAGACGCAGACGCACGUGGAGAAAUUGGUCAGCUUCAGCGCCCUGCAGAGGCACUUCAGACUCUACCUGAGGACCAAUGACGGGCUCUUCACCAAUGACUUCAGAGCCGUGGUCAUCGGUGAGGACGGCCAAGAACAGAACUACCCGGUCAACAUGCACAACUACUUCACCGGACACGUCAUCGGAGAAGAAAACUCUCGUGUUCAGGCUCAUAUCGAUGACCACGAGUUCUCCGCUCACAUCCUGACCGAUGAGGCUGAGUAUAGCAUCGAGCCACUGUGGAGGUUCACGGCGGCGCCCUCCGACGGUCGCCUCCUGAUCUAUCGCUCAGAGGACAUCCGCAACAUCAGCCGGCUGCAGCAGCCUUCUGUCUGCGGCUACGUGACCUCUGACCCCAACGACCUCCUCCCUGACAGUGUAAGAGCAGCCAUUGUGGACGAAGAGGAGGAAGAAGAUUCCGCGUUCAGAGGGAAACGUCACGUCCCCGACCACAGGAAGAACACCUGUCCUCUGCUGCUGGUGGCCGACCAUCGUUUCUUCAAGCACAUGGGCCGCGGAGAGGAGAGCACUACCCUCAACUACCUGAUCGAGUUGAUCGACCGCGUCGACGACAUCUACAGAAACACAUCGUGGGAUGAAGACUUCAGCGGGUACGGCGUUCAGAUCCAGCAGAUCAUCAUCGAGAAGAAUCCGACAUCUGUAGAGCCUGGAAAAACUCACUUCAACAUGAAGGGAAGUCCGGUGAAGGGCAGAGACGUGUGGGACGUCAAGAGGCUGCUGGAGUUCAGCGUGGACAUCGCGGGGAAAGCCUCCAACGUCUGCCUCGCUCACCUCUUCACCUAUCAGGACUUUGAUGAGGGCACGCUGGGCCUGGCCUACGUUGCCCCCUCCAAACUCGACAUCGCUGGAGGUCUCUGCUCCAAAGCUUGUCCUUCAACUCUAAAUGAACAAGGAGUGAUCUACCUGAACACUGGCCUCACCAGCACCAAGAACUACGGCAAGACCAUCCUGACCAAGGAAGCAGACCUGGUGACGACCCACGAGCUCGGCCAUAACUUCGGAGCGGAGCACGACCCAGACAAGCCGGACUGCGCCCCCCGAGAAGACCAGGGCGGGAAAUACGUCAUGUACCCCAUCGCCGUGAGCGGAGACCACAUCAACAACAAGAUGUUCUCAAACUGCAGUAAGCGCUCCAUAGUGAAGCGUCUGAGGUCCAAGGCUCUGUCCUGCUUCAGAGAGAGGAACAUCAACGUGUGCGGGAACUCCCGGGUGGAGCAGGGCGAGGAGUGCGACCCGGGGCUGCUGCACAUCAACUCGGACCCCUGCUGUACACCCGCCUGCAAGCUGAAGCCCGGAGCUCAGUGCAGUGACAGGAACAGCGCCUGUUGCAGGAAGUGCAGGUUCGAGACCAAAGGGGAGGUCUGUCAGGAGCCCAUCAACGCCACCUGUAAAGGGCGCUCACGCUGCACAGGAAACGGCAGCGAGUGUCCUCCUCCUGAAAACGCUCCAGACGCAACAGUGUGUUUGGACAGCGGCAAGUGUCUGGAUGGGGAGUGUAUUCCCUUCUGUCAGGCCGUCCUGAAGCUGCAGCCCUGCGCCUGUAAUGAAACUAAUGCUUCCUGUAAAGUCUGCUGUCGGAACAGCUCCGGCGUCUGCACCCCGUAUCAGAACAAAUCAGGUGACUUCCUGUUCCUGAGGAAGGGCAAACCCUGCACUGUGGGCUUCUGCGAUGGAGCGGGGAAGUGCAUGAAGCAGGUGCAGGACGUGGUGGAGCGUCUGUGGGACUUCAUCGACAAGCUGGAUAUCAACACAUUCGGGAAGUUUCUGGCUGAUAACAUCGUGGGCUCGGUGGUGGCGUUCUCGCUGCUCUUCUGGGUUCCUUUCAGCAUCCUGGUCCACUGCAUGGACAGGAAGCUCGACAAGCAGUAUGAGCAGACCACCAAGUCGCUCCUCUUCCCGAGUAAUGCCGAGCUCCUGAGCAGCCUGGAUUCGGCGUCUGUUCGAAUCUUCAAAUCUCCGACCUUCCCCUCUGGCCCCCUUCGCUUUCAUCCCAGCAGCCCUGAACAGACCAGCGCUCCUGUGGCCUCUGGCGCUGACCCAGCUCGCAGCCCGCCUCCUCUGGACAGCCCCCGCAUGGCCACUAUCCAUGAGGACCCCAGCUCUGACUCCCAUCUGGAUGAAGCAUCCCUUGAGGAGGCAUUCGGGCGUCCAGUGGGGGCGGGGGCAACUCGGCGCUCCUUUGAGGACCUGACGGAGAAGACGAGCCGCAGUGAGAAGGCAAAGGUGUUCAGGCUGCAGAGGCAGCAUCAGAUCAACAGCAAGGAGACGCAGUGCUGAGGCAGCGAGGGCCUCCACCUUCAUCCUUUUUCUGCCUUCAGCUGCCAUCAUGUUUUUGUCCCUCUUCAGGAUCCAUCCCUGACCACAGAUACAAGCAUCAGACUUUCAUUUUAAAAGCAAUCAAGAGCAGUGACUGUUUCCGAGAUUUCCCAGAUUUUAGGAAAGAGCAUCUCCACUCUGAUCCAGAGGCAAACAUCUCAGCAGCUGCCCGGGGGAACCGGCCUCUCACCUCAGACCCUCAGCCAUGUAAAAAACUGAUAAAAUUACGCGCAACACAAAAUACAGUAAAAUUAUAAAAAAUAUACAGUCCAAAUCUUUAGAUAAUGUCGUCAAAUUCAGCUUUGAUUUGUGUUGUCAUAUGCUGUCAGAGAACAAAACCUCCAUAUUACAGCAUAAAUAAAGCUGUAACCUGAAUAAAAAUGAAAGUGAAUGAAACAGAAACAACUCUGACAAAGCUGCAGGUCCAAAAACUGAAGCCAGUGUCAAAGUGCCUUAAACCUGCAGCUAUGACCAGCAGGGGGCGACUCCUCAAGCUUUAAAAAAGUCUAAAUGAGCCUCAUCUCACCUGCAAACACCUCAGGAAGCACCCUCCUGAUGUGGUCAGGACUGUCCUGCCAGAGUCAUGGGGGGGGGGUUGGGGGCGGGGCUGCCGUAUGAGGGUCCCGGCGGCUGCGUCGAUCUUUUAUAUCCGUUCAUUUUGCUUCUUGUCAUUUCGCACUUUAAAGUCUUCCUGGAAUCACACCAGCUGUUUGUCUUCCACUUAAACGUCCCGUCCUGUCAGUGAAGAAGCUCAGCGGUACUGGGACUCAAACCUGCCAGUGUUAGUGCCUUGCUCAACAUGCUGAGCUGCUCUAAAUACAUAAACCUGAAACAUUUUAUCCUCCUGUGACGCCUGUUGGACUGUUUGGAGCCGCAUUUUAAUAAUUAAAAUUGAGCUGAUUAAACAGUUUCUUUGAAGGUUUUGAUAGAAAUUUAAAUUUUAACAGUUUUUAAAGCAAAAGCACUUCGAAACACAGAUUCAGGAUCAGAAAAAUCUGUUUCUUGCUCUCUGAAUAUUUUCCUCUGGGAUAAAUUCUACUGUUUUAUAAACCAAAUAAAGUUUAAAGUUUGCCUCUGAGGGUUUUUCAAAAUGUAACGUCCAGAAGACUAAAAAAAGAAAAAUGCCAAAAUAAAAAUGAAAUAUAACUACAGAGUGUAUCAUUAAAAAUUUAUUUUUUAAAAUUAUUUCUAGUUUUCUAAAGAGGAGCAAGACUUUUGCUUCUACAAAAAUAUGAAAUACAUUUAAAGUCAGGUUCAAACACCAAAGUCAGCUGUGUUCCAAAAAGCUUUAAACCAAUCUUUAUUUAAAAACAGGUGUUUUGUGUUCUUGUUUAAAUAUUUUUGAUGGUUUUAGCAGAGAGCUCCACGGCCAUUCUUCUGUGGUAUUCUGAUGCCAGUGUUUUUAAUGUCGCGCGUUCGUCUAUGCAGACGACGCUCUGCUGUAUUUACCUGUCCUUUACUGUCACAUGACUGGUGAUUUAAUGUCUCAUUUUAUGUCAGCUUUUGGAUUAAAAAAAUAAAGAUGUUUCUGAGACUCUGUGUUUGUGUGCUGCACCCCACCGGGUCAAUGGGUCACCAGGAAAUAGUUACUCAUGUUUGAUCAUUCUGACCCAUGAUGCAAAAGAAACCUGCUGUUGAAGUGAAUAUAAAAUAAUGUGCAAUUUAAGUGUAGGUUAUCAGAGUAUAACACUAAACAUCAUGAGUUUUUUUUUUCUUAAGAGCUGCUCAAGUGAGCAUUAAAAGCUUGCGGUGGGGUGGCUCAGCGGGUGAGCAGGCAGCCAUGGA